AUGGGCCUGCUAGACGAUUUCGACGACCGACAACUCCAUAUCGACGCCGAGCAGGAACAGUACCACCCCUUUGAGUACCAGACCGAGAACAAUGACUCGUGGGCUGGUGCCUUGCCGGUGAAGCAGGGUCUCUAUGACCCGUCCUUGGAAAAGGAUGCCUGCGGUGUCGGUUUUGCCUGCCACAUCAAGGGCAAGGCGAGCCACAAGAUUGUCAGCGAUGCACGCAACUUGCUCUGCAACAUGACCCAUCGCGGUGCCGUCGGUUCCGACGCCAGAGACGGCGACGGCGCCGGCGUCAUGACGUCGAUCCCCCACCGCUUCUUCAUCAAAAACUUUGAAAAAGAGCAGAACAUCCAGCUCCCGCCCCAGGGCCAGUACGCCGUCGGCAACCUCUUCUUCAAGCCCGACGAGGAGACGUUUGCCGAGUCCAAGCGGCAGCUGGAAGACGUCGCCGCGUCCCUGGGCCUGCGCGUGCUCGGCUGGCGCCGCCCGCCCGUCGACUCGACGCUGCUCGGCCCCGCGGCCAAGUCGCGCGAGCCCAUCAUCGCCCAGCCGUUUGUCGUGCUGACGUCGGCCUACGGCGAGGGCGACGCGCCUGUGAGCACGGACCCGGCAGCCGCGUUUGACGAGCGCCGCUUCGAGCGCCAGCUGUUUAUCCUGCGCAAACGCGCCACCCACACCAUUGGCCUGCACAACUGGUUCUACAUCUCGUCCCUGUCCAACAAGAACAUUGUGUACAAGGGCCAGCUCGCCCCCGUCCAGGUCUACUCGUACUACCACGACCUCGUCAACGCCGACUACGAGGCGCACUUUGCCCUCGUCCACUCCCGCUUCUCCACAAACACCUUUCCGUCCUGGGACCGCGCCCAGCCGCUGCGCUGGGCCGCCCACAAUGGCGAGAUCAACACCCUCCGCGGCAACAAGAACUGGAUGCGCGCCCGCGAGGGCGUCAUGCAGUCCGACGUCUUCCAGGAGGAGCUCGAGCAGCUCUACCCCGUCGUCGAGGACGGCGGCUCCGACUCGGCCGCCUUUGACAACGUGCUCGAGCUGCUCACCAUCAACGGCGUGCUCUCCCUGCCCGAGGCCGUCAUGCUCAUGGUGCCCGAGGCCUGGCAGGGCAACGAGCACAUGGACCCCAAGAAGGCCGCCUUUUACGAGUGGGCGGCCUGCCAGAUGGAGCCCUGGGACGGCCCCGCGCUCUUCACCUUUGCCGACGGCCGGUACUGCGGCGCCAACCUCGACCGCAACGGCCUGCGCCCCUGCCGCUUCUACGUCAUGGACGACGACCGCAUCAUCUGCGCCUCUGAGGUCGGCACAAUUCCCGUCGAGCCCGAGAGCGUCAUCCAAAAGGGCCGCCUGCAGCCCGGCCGCAUGCUGCUCGUCGACACCCAGGCCGGCCGCAUCAUUGACGACAAGGAGCUCAAGGAGGCCGUCGCCAGCCGCCACGACUUCCGCGCCUGGCUCGACCGCGAGCUCAUCACCCUGCCCAAGGUCCUCGAGGAGCUCGAGCCCAAGCUCGACCUCGCCGCCAGGCCCGAUGCCACGCUACUCCAGGAGGACCCCAUGCUGCUCUCCUACGGCUACACCCACGAGCAGGUCUCGCUGCUGCUCGCCCCCAUGGCCGCCGACGAGAAGGAGGCCCUCGGCUCCAUGGGCAACGACGCCCCGCUCGCGUGCCUGACCCAGUCGCCGCGCCUGCUCUACGACUACUUCCGCCAGCUCUUCGCCCAGGUCACGAACCCGCCCAUUGACCCCAUCCGCGAGUCCAUUGUCAUGUCGCUCGAAUGCUACGUCGGCCCCCAGGGCAACCUGCUCGAGAUGGACGCCUCCCAGUGCGGCCGCCUGCUGCUGCCGAGCCCCAUCCUCUCCAUCCCCGAGUUCAACGCGCUCAAGAACCUGUCCACGCUGCGCCCCGAGUGGACGGUGCGCACCAUUGACCUGACCUUCCCCAAGUCGGCCGGCGUCGAGGGCUACCUCGCGCACCUCGACGAGAUCUGCAACGAGGCGACGGCCGCCAUCGAGGCGCACGACCGCAUCAUUGUGCUCUCGGACCGCAACACGUCCAAGGACCGCGUCGCCGUGUCGGCCCUGCUGGCGUCGGGCAUGCUGCACCACCACCUCGUCAGCAACAAGUGGCGCUCCAUGGCCGCGCUCGUCGUCGAGACGGCCGAGGCGCGCGAGGUGCACCACAUGUGCGUGCUGCUCGGCUACGGCGCCGACGCCAUCAACCCGUACCUCGCCAUGGAGUGCAUCCUCAAGCUCAACCGCGAGAAGCUCAUCAAGAAGACGCUGUCCGACGACGCGCUCAUCCACAACUACAAGCACUCGUGCGACGGCGGCAUCCUCAAGGUCAUGAGCAAGAUGGGCAUCUCCACGCUCGCGUCGUACAAGGGCGCGCAGAUCUUCGAGACCCUCGGCCUCGACGAGACCAUUGUCGAGCGCUGCUUCCGCGGCACCGCCUCGCGCAUCCAGGGCCUUACCUUUGACUUGCUCGCCGAGGACGCGUUCCGCUUCCACGAGCGCGGCUUCCCCUCGCGCUACACGGUCGACAUCAAGGCGCUGCCUGAGUCGGGCGAGUACCACUGGCGCGACGGCGGCGAGCCGCACGUCAACGACCCCACGUCUAUUGCCAACAUCCAGGACGCCGUCCGGUCCAAGAACGACAAGUCGUACGAGGCCUACUCGCGCUCCGAGUAUGAGCAGAUCAAGAACUGCACCCUCCGCGGCCUGCUGGAUUUCAAGUUUGACGAGUGCACGCCUGUGCCGAUUGACCAGGUCGAGCCAUGGACCGAUAUUGUGCGCCGCUUCUGCACCGGUGCCAUGUCCUACGGCUCCAUCUCUAUGGAGGCCCACUCGACCCUGGCCGUCGCCAUGAACCGCCUCGGCGGCAAGUCCAACACGGGCGAGGGCGGAGAGGACCCGGAGCGCUCGGAGCGCCUGCCCAACGGCGACACGAUGCGCUCCGCCAUUAAGCAGGUCGCCUCGGGUCGUUUUGGUGUCACGUCUGCCUACCUGGCCGAUUCCGACGAGCUGCAGAUCAAGAUGGCGCAGGGUGCCAAGCCUGGCGAGGGUGGCGAGCUGCCCGGCCACAAGGUGUCCAAGUCCAUUGCCCGGACCCGGCACUCCACUCCCGGCGUGGGUCUCAUCUCCCCGCCGCCGCACCACGACAUUUACUCCAUCGAGGAUCUCAAGCAGCUCAUUUACGAUCUCAAGUGCUCCAGCCCUCGCUCUCGCGUUUCUGUCAAGCUUGUGUCGGAAGUCGGUGUUGGUAUUGUUGCCUCUGGUGUCGCCAAGGCCAAGGCCGACCACAUCCUCAUCUCCGGCCACGACGGCGGCACCGGCGCCUCGCGCUGGACGGGUAUCAAAUAUGCCGGUCUUCCCUGGGAACUCGGUCUUGCCGAGACUCACCAGACGCUUGUCCUCAACGAUCUCCGCGGCCGUGUCGUGGUGCAGACUGACGGUCAGCUCCGCACUGGUCGUGACAUCGCCAUUGCCUGUCUGCUGGGAGCGGAAGAAUGGGGCUUUGCUACAGCGCCCCUCAUCGCCAUGGGAUGUGUCUUUAUGAGGAAAUGUCAUUUGAACACGUGCCCUGUCGGUAUCGCCACCCAGGAUCCCGAACUCCGCGCCAAAUUCAAGGGCACCCCGGAGCACGUCAUCAAUUUCUUCUACUACCUCGCCAACGAGCUUCGUGCUAUCAUGGCUCAACUGGGCUUCCGAACCAUUAAUGAGAUGGUUGGCCACGUCGAGGUGCUCAGGAUGCGCGACGACCUGCGGACCAAGAAGACGGCCAACAUUGACCUGUCUCUCCUGCUGACCCCGGCCCACCAGCUGCGUCCCGGCGUGGCUACCUUCAACGUCCGCAAGCAGGACCACAAGCUCUACGUCCGCCUGGACAACAAGCUCAUCUCUGAGGCUGAGCUGACCCUGGACAAGGGCCUGCCAUCGCGCAUUGAGUGCGACAUUGUCAACACGGACCGCGCCAUGGGUACGUCACUCUCCUACCAGAUCUCGAAGCGCUACGGCGAGGCUGGUCUGCCCAUGGACACUGUCCACGUCAACAUCAAGGGCUCCGCUGGCCAGUCCUUUGGCGCGUUCCUCGCUCCUGGUGUCACGCUGGAGCUCGAGGGUGACGCCAACGACUACGUCGGCAAGGGUCUCUCCGGCGGCCGUCUCAUCAUCUACCCGCCCCGCUCCGCCAAGUUCAAGGCCGAAGAGAACAUCCUCAUCGGCAACGUCUGCUUGUACGGUGCCACUGCCGGCACCUGCUUCUUCCGUGGUGUCGCCGCCGAGCGAUUCGCUGUGCGCAACUCGGGUGCCACGGCCAUCGUCGAAGGUGUCGGCGACCACUGCUGCGAGUACAUGACGGGCGGUCGCGUCCUCAUCCUCGGCAGCACCGGCCGCAACUUUGCGGCCGGCAUGUCGGGCGGCAUCGCGUACAUCCUCGAUGUCAAGGGCGACUUCAUGAGCAAGCUCAACACGGAAAUGGUCGAGGCCGGCCCGCUCGAGGACACGACCGAGAUCGCCUACGUACGCGGCCUUAUCGAGGACCACCACCACUACACGGGCUCCGAGCUCGCGGCCCGCAUCCUCGUCGACUUCAACCGCGCCCUGCCGCGCUUCAUCAAGGUCCUGCCUGUCGACUACAAGCGCGUCCUCGAGGAGGAGGCGGCCAAGGCCAAGGAGGCCAAGCGCGCCGAGUACAACCUCCCCGCUGUCGCCGGCGUCCCCUCGCACCCUAAGAAGGAGGGCGAGAAGGCGGCCGCACUGCUCGACCUGGAAGAGGCCAUUGGCGACAACGCCGUCGAGAAGAAGCGCGCGCUGGUGCUGGACAAGACGCGCGGCUUCAUGAAGUACGCGCGCCGCACGGAAAAGUACCGUGCAGCCUCGGCGCGCACCAAGGACUGGGCCGAGAUCAGCGCGCGCCUCAACGAGGACGAGCUCAAGUACCAGUCGGCGCGCUGCAUGGACUGCGGCGUUCCGUUUUGCCAGUCGGAGACGGGCUGUCCCAUUUCCAACAUUAUCCCCAAGUGGAACGAGCUCGUCUUCCAGAACCAGUGGAAGGACGCCCUCAACCGUCUGCUCAUGACCAACAACUUCCCCGAGUUCACUGGCCGUGUCUGCCCGGCACCCUGCGAAGGUGCCUGCGUCCUGGGCAUCAACGAGGACCCCGUCGGCAUCAAGUCGAUCGAGUGCGCCAUCAUCGAUCGCGGGUUCGAAAAGGGCUGGAUGGUGCCGCGCAUUCCCGAGGUGCGCACCGGCAAGAAGGUGGCCAUCAUCGGUUCCGGCCCUGCCGGUCUCGCCGCCGCCGACCAGCUUAACCGCGCGGGCCACCUGGUGACCGUGUACGAGCGCGCCGACCGCCUCGGCGGCCUCCUCAUGUACGGCAUCCCCAACAUGAAGCUGGACAAGCGCAUCGUCAAGCGGCGCACCGACUUCAUGGCCGCCGAGGGCAUAAUCUUCAAGACAGGUGUCGCGAUUGGCGAAGACGGCCAACCCAGCCUCGCCUCGCUGCGCGCCGAAAACGACGCCGUCGUCAUCGCCACGGGCGCGACCGUCGCGCGCGACCUGCCCAUCAAGGGCCGCGAGCUCGAGGGUAUCCACUUCGCCAUGGAGUUUCUGCACAAAAACACCAAGUCGCUGCUCGACUCGGAGCUGGCGGACAACUCGUACAUUUCUGCCAAGGACAAGCACGUGGUGGUGAUUGGCGGGGGCGACACGGGCAACGACUGCAUCGGCACGUCGGUGCGGCACGGGGCCAAGUCGGUGACCAACUUUGAGCUGCUCCCGCAGCCGCCCGACGAGCGGGCGCACGACAACCCGUGGCCGCAGUGGCCGCGCAUCUACCGCGUCGACUACGGACACACCGAGGUGCGGCAGCACACGGGCAAGGACCCGCGCGAGUACUGCAUCAUGUCGGAGGAGUUUGCGGGCGACGGCAGCGGGCGGGUGACGGGCAUCAACACGAUCCGCGUCGAGUGGACCAAGUCGCCGAGCGGCGGGUGGGACAUGAAGAAGGUCGAGGGCUCGCAGCAGCUGUUCCCCGCGGACCUGGUGCUGCUCGCCAUGGGCUUCCUCGGGCCCGAGGCGCGCGUGCUCGGCGACGAGGUCGAAAAGGACGCCCGCAAGAACGUCAAGACGGCGCCGGGCAAGUACGCCACCAACCUCGACGGCGUCUUCGCCGCCGGCGACGCCCGUCGCGGACAGUCCCUCAUCGUCUGGGGCAUCAACGAGGGCCGCAUGGCCGCCCGCGAGGUCGACCUCUUCCUCGAGCACAACACAAACCUGCCCGUCACCGGCGGCCUGGUCAAGCGCAAGGCGACGGAGAUUCUGGGCCGUGUGGCCGCUGCGACCAAGGAAGUGGCUGCGUAG
Molecule: messenger RNA, 6369 nt
Organism: Cordyceps militaris CM01
Lineage: Eukaryota; Fungi; Ascomycota; Sordariomycetes; Hypocreales; Cordycipitaceae
Product: glutamate synthase precursor
Exons: 4
Coding region: 1-6369 (2122 amino acids)
Molecular function (GO): flavin adenine dinucleotide binding; FMN binding; iron-sulfur cluster binding
Source: RefSeq, a predicted model, not a curated record